Molecule: messenger RNA, 1479 nt
Organism: Penicillium alfredii
Lineage: Eukaryota; Fungi; Ascomycota; Eurotiomycetes; Eurotiales; Aspergillaceae
Exons: 4
Coding region: 1-1479 (492 amino acids)
Biological process (GO): transmembrane transport
Cellular component (GO): membrane
Molecular function (GO): transmembrane transporter activity
Source: RefSeq, a predicted model, not a curated record
AUGUCGCACGACGUCUCCGAUCAUGCCUCUGCCUUGGAGCACAAGUCUUCCAUGCAAAAGGAUCCAAACCCAGAGAUGAUGGACGCCUCGGCCGGUGAGGCAUUGGAUGUGGUACUUGAUCCACAGAAGGAGCGCAAGUUGCUGGUCAAAUUGGAUGCUGCCUUUGUGCCUAUCAUCAUGCUUACUUACCUGACAUGCUUCUUGGACCGGUCCAGCAUUGGUAAUGUCAAGGUAGCACACAUGCCCGAAGACAUUCAAGCCUCAGACAGCGAGUUUUCAACCGCCGUGUCCAUCUUCUACGUGACCUAUGUUCUGUUUGAGGCCCCAUGGGCAGUGCUCAUGAAGAAACUGACACCGCGGAAUAUCCUAACUGGGCUCUGCAUUGUGUGGUCUCUGACCACUAUCUUCACGGGCUUCAUCCAGUCUGUGGGGUCGUUGUAUGCCACGAGGCUCAUCCUGGGCGCUUGCGAAGCGGGCCUAUUUCCCUGUCUUAAUCUAUACCUGACCAUGGUCUAUCGCCGCGAGGAACAAGCAAAACGUGUUUCCUAUCUGAUGAGCUGUGCCGCGAUCUCAGGUGCCGUGGGAGGUCUCUUAGCCUAUGGUUUACUUCAAAUGGACGGGAUUGGAGGAAAAGAGGGAUGGAGAUGGGUGUACAUCAUCGAAGGCCUGUUCAGCAUCGUCUGUGCCAUUUUGAUCUGGUUUGGCUUGCCCAACAACCCGGCCGAGGCAUAUUUCCUCUCCAGCGAGGAGAAAUGGAUGAUGCGCGUGCGCAACGAGCAGCGCCGCAAGUAUAUGGGCAGUGACAAGUUUAGCUGGACUGAAAUGCGCAUUGCCCUGGGGGACCCGAAACUAUUUCUGAGCGGCGUGAUCCAGUUCUGUCAAGACAUCCUGCUCUACGGCUUCAGCACUUUUUUGCCGACUAUCCUCAAGAGCAUGGGCUAUGACUCGCUGAUGAGCAAUGUGCUGACCGUUCCAGUCUAUAUGUGGGCCGCCAUUGUCUUCGUCGCCGUGGCCUUCUGCGCCGACCGGUACUCGAAAUUUGCGUCGUUUAUCUUUGCAUCCAAUAUUUUUGGAAUUGUUGGCUACGUUUUGCUUCUGGCCGUCGACAAUACCGCGGUCAAGUACUUUGCCACGUUCCUCUGCGGCAUCACGACUUACACAGGGGUGGGUCUGAACGUAGCCUGGUUGAACGUGAACGUGGCUCCUCAAUACCGUCGGGCUUUGGAAAUUGGUCUACAGCAAACCAUGGGCAACUGUGCCGGCAUUGUGGCAGGGCAGGUUUAUCGCCAGACCCCUUAUGUGCUCGGCAAUGCCUUCUCGCUGGGAUCGUUGGUGUUCGCGCAAGGAGUGGUCACCGGCCUUGGAUUUUAUUUGCGGCAUGAGAACAGGGUCAAGGAGCAGAUUACCAGUGGGGAAAAAGAGGACACCCGGCGUGUCCAGUCGGGCGACUAUGCCGUGGACUUUCGAUACCAUUACUGA